This is a messenger RNA of Trichosurus vulpecula (common brushtail), 2438 nucleotides long. RefSeq names its product dachshund homolog 2-like. NCBI's taxonomy places the organism in Eukaryota, Metazoa, Chordata, Mammalia, Diprotodontia, Phalangeridae. The transcript has a single exon. The record is from RefSeq and is a predicted model, not a curated record. Bases 763 to 1875 code for a protein of 370 amino acids.
CCGGCAGCGAGGGGGGAGGGGAGGGGAGGGGAGAGGAGGGAGAGAACCAAGGGCUCGGUCAGGGCCGAACCCCUCCAUCCUCCAUCCAGUCGGGAGGCACCUCCCCCUCUCCAGCUCAUCAAGCCCCUCCUCCCGUCUCCUCCCUCCUCCCCUCUAGAUUAACAACUUCAGUUCCAGCCGCGGCCACGGGCAGCCGCGGAGGGCGGGGACUGUGGGUGUAAACCAGUGACUCGGCUGGGGCCUAAGGAAGUGGCUUCUCUCCUGGUGGACGGGCCGGAGCUCCCGCACCGCCGCGGCUCCUCCGAUCGCUCCCCCGCGGCCCCGGAUCGCGGGGCCGCGCGCGGUCCUCGCUGAACCGAAGAGACCGGCCCGAUCGCCCGCGGCGGACGCCCUCGAGCAGGUCCGAAUCCGGGGAAAGGGGGCUCGGGGACUGUGAAGGGCCGGGAGUGGGGGGGCAAACGCCGCAGACCCGCCUCAGCCAACGCAGCCGCCGCGGCCGCUCCCGCAGCCGGAGCAAAGCCUUUGAAACUUUGAUACACCUCGGCUGCGACCCCCUCCCCCACCCGCCCCAUCCCCCAACGCCAGCUCACGACCGAGGACGCCCCACCCCCGCGGCGCCAUUGCACCCUGGGAGAGUCGGGAUCGGACAAUGCUUGCUUCCUCCGGCCCUUUUGUGGUCCAGGCCUCUCCUCCGCGCGCCUUCCCUCUGCUCCCGGUGUCCUAGCGGCUGCCAUUGCGGAGACCCCAAAGACAAUACAGAAGAUGAAGCUCACGGCAGCAAACGGCCUCGGCGGGGAGGAAAGCCCGGAGAGGGCUGAAUCCGAAAACGAAGAACCGAAUCCAAACGCGGGGCUGGACCUGCCAUUUAUGAUGUUGCCCCACCCCCUACUUCCCGUUAGCCUGCCUCCUGCAUCAGUUGCCAUGGUGAUGCAUCAGAUGAACCACUUCAAUACUAUUUCCAACAUGGCCGCUGCAGCUCAGAGGCAGAGUCCGCUUGCCAGAGCAGGGGCUUCCGUCAUCAAAGAAACCGACAGCUCCCCUCCCGCUGCGUCCCCGGAAGAGAGCGGUGGGCCCGAGGGCGUGGAUGCCUCCAGCUGCUCCCCUUCCCAGCUGGAGGACGCACCCAAGGUGAUGGCUGUGAUGCCCGAGGAUGGAGAAAAAGAGCUUCCUGAUCAGGGAAAUGGAUCGAAUCCAAAGAAACUCCAGAAAGAAAACGUCCUCUCCCUGAGUCAGGAGCUUUUUAUCCAGCACAAGGUGCUGUGGGGAACGAAAAGGAGCAUAAGACAGGGAACCUGCCCUCAAGAUGCUUACAGUCAAGUUUGGGAAGCGAGACAGACGGGAGAGAUGCAGAUCGCCAUUCCGGUGAUGAAAUCCAACCUAGAUAAAGGUCAACUGGCUGGCCAACUCGUGGCUCCCGGAUUCACCACCCCGUUUAUUUUUGCCGAUAGCCUUUCCUCCGUGGAAACGCUUCUAACCAAUAUUCAGUUCCUGCUGAAAGUGGCCCUGGACAGUGCCCGUGUCCAGGAGAGGCAAAUGCAAGAAGAAAAGAAGGAGCUGAGGAUGGAGCUUUACAGAGAGAGGGAGAUGAGGGAGACCCUGGAAAGGCAGCUUGCCGUGGAGCUGCAAAGCCGGGCCACUGUCCAGAGGCGCCUGAAGAAAGAGAAGAAGGCCAAGAGGAAGCUCCAGGAAGUCCUGGAAUUUGAAUCCAAACGCAGAGAGCAAAUGGAGCAGGCCCUGAGACAGGCCACCGGGGGUGACAGUGUGCUCAGCAUCCUCAGAGGUUUUGGAUUCUCAGAAAGAGAUCUUGAAGGCAUUGGGACUGAGUCUGACAGUGCAGAAAUGCAAGAGAACAUCAACCCCACCACCAUGUACUGAAGGAACUUUCUAUUAAAAAAAUAUAUAUCUAUCUAUGUAUGUACCAUCAUCCAUUAUCUGAAGACUCAUGUAUAUUUCAUUAAAGAAUACCCUACCAACCUUCCCAUGCUCUCCAGUGCUGUGUGAAGAAUGAAAGUUGCAGCAUGAACCGGGAAGAACCAUUUGUUAUGUUUGAAUCCACAGCAGCAUUGUGAAGAACGGUGGAAAGGUUUUCUAAGCUCUCCAUGCUAAGCUAAGCCUGUUGCAGUUGAGUUGAUCAUUUGUAGGUCCCUCCUCCCAGAGAAGUUUUAGAAUUUUCAAGCACAUGCAAGAAUGAUUCCCUCUGAGAGAACUAACUUUUCCCCCACCCCCCUCCCACCCUUUAAAGAGGCAGUAGUUUUGUUGAACAGUGGCACAAAUAUAUUAAUCGGCCUGAAACGUCCCCACUGGCUUUACCUAAGUGCAGAUCCUGAGUCCGCUUUUGCACCAAGACCAAUCACCGUGGAGCUGUUGCAGUUGUGUUCGUACUUUAAGCUUUGUUUACUGAACCAGAUAUUCAAUAAAUAUUACAUUUUGCUGAGAAA